AUGAACUACAUCGAAUACGGCAUCAGCCGUAUCUUCGCGAGCGCCAAGGGCCGCGAUGCGCGCCUCUUCACCAAGGGACCUGCCUUCGCCCAGGUCCCCAAUCCUACUCUCACACUUGACUGCAUCGAAGUUGGUCCGUCCGGAUCAAAGAUGCACGACGAUCUAUCCGCCGAAGGUGCCGGUCGUUUCCCCACUCUGAGCUGGCCUGCGGCAACCUCCGAUAUCAAAGAGUACCUGCUCAUCAGUGAGGACCCGGAUGCGCCUUUGCCCUCGCCAAUUAUUCACGGCAUCUACUACGGUAUCCCUGCAACUGCGACGGGUGUGAGCAACGUGGACUUUGAGGCCGCUGAGGGCGAAUACAUGCUCAAGGGUGGUUUCCAGUAUGGCAAGAAUCGACGGGGCACUGUGUACAUUCCACCACGUCCAUUGUUGGGUCAUGGUCCGCAUCGGUACUUCUUUACACUGAUUGCACUCAGUCAGCCUGUCGACGCGGCGAAUUUGAGUCCCCUCCCGACCGCCGAGGAGAUGGCCAAGGAGAUCGAGGGAAAGGUACUGGGCUGGGGUGAAUGGGUUGGCUCGUAUGAGCGGAAGUGGGAGUGA
This is a messenger RNA of Penicillium daleae, 600 nucleotides long. RefSeq names its product YbhB/YbcL family Raf kinase inhibitor-like protein. The coding region runs from base 1 to 600 and encodes 199 amino acids. The transcript has a single exon. NCBI's taxonomy places the organism in Eukaryota, Fungi, Ascomycota, Eurotiomycetes, Eurotiales, Aspergillaceae. The record is from RefSeq and is a predicted model, not a curated record.